Messenger RNA from Ctenocephalides felis (cat flea), 594 nucleotides. Its product is annotated as biotin--protein ligase-like. Bases 1 to 594 code for a protein of 197 amino acids. Gene Ontology annotation, cellular component: cytoplasm. NCBI's taxonomy places the organism in Eukaryota, Metazoa, Arthropoda, Insecta, Siphonaptera, Pulicidae. The record is from RefSeq and is a predicted model, not a curated record. The transcript has 5 exons. Gene Ontology annotation, molecular function: biotin--[biotin carboxyl-carrier protein] ligase activity. Gene Ontology annotation, biological process: protein modification process.
AUGACUAGUUCUCAGGACGUUUUAUCUGGUGUAAAACUUCAACAUGGGUUCGGGCGCUCCGCCAAUCAAUGGUUAUCUCCCGAUGGUUGUGCUAUGUUUUCAGUUCAACUACAUGUGCCAUCUGAUUCACCACUAGGGCAACGAGCACCAGUAGUUCAGCAUUUGGUGGCUACUGCCGUAGUAUCAGCCGUUUUAUCACAGCCUGGAUAUGAGGACCUCGAUAUUGGCCUGAAAUGGCCAAAUGACAUAUAUGCUCAUGGUGCAGUAAAAAUUGGUGGCCUUGUUGUAACCAGCACUUUAGAUUCAGACAUCACUGUUUGUAAUGUGGGUUGUGGAGUAAAUUUGGAUAAUAGUGAUCCAACUACUUGUAUAAAUGAUGUUAUUAAAAAGCAUAAUGCUGAUAAUGGAACUGAUCUUCAAACUCUUAGUUAUGAGAAGUUUUUGGCCUUAGUUUUCUCCGAGGUAGAAAAUAUUUUUAAAAUUGUACAAGCUGGAGAUAUUGACUAUCUUUAUGACCUGUAUUAUAAGUAUUGGUUGCACAACAAUGCCAAGAUUGUUGUAAUGGACGAAAGUAUCGAUGAUUUCGGUUUCUGA